AUGUCUGUCUCAAAUGCUGUAAAUCUUUUUAGUUGUACAAAACCAACCUUUUGUAAUGGGGUAGAUGCAAUAGGUAGCAGUGGGGGUUUGCUAGUUCUGGGGUGGAGUAGCCUUGUUAUCACUUGUAUUGCAAGUUCCCCUAAUUUUGUACUUUGUAAAAUCAAUGAAGUUAAUGGAAAUAUUUGGUAUGUGGUUUUCCUUUAUGGAGCUCCUCUCAUUGAUGAUAGGAAGAGAGUUUGGGAUCAAUUGUUGCAAAUUCUUUCUUGUUAUCCUAAAACUUUAAUUCUAGGUGACAUAAAUCAGGUUGAACAUUUUAAGGAUAAACUAGGGGGAAGAAAUUUAAUUGAAGGUUGGGAUAUGUUUAACCAAUUUCGCUUAGAUAGUAAUCUCCUUGAAAUUCCUUUUUCGGGACCAAGAUUUACAUGGAGUAAUAAAAGAGAGAGUGACCAUCUUAUUAUGGAACGUCUUGAUCGAGGUUAUAUGUCGAAUGACUGGUUUGUCGAUUUUCCAGAUAGUAAAAUUUCUAACCAACCACUUGUUUGCUCAGACCAUUCUGCAAUCGUUUUCAAUAGCGAUGUUGUUUCUUUUAAAAAAUCGAGACCCUAUCAAAUUGAAAAUUGGUGUCUUCAAUUUGCGGAAGUUUGUAAGCUAGUUGAUGAGGUUUGGAGAAUCAAUAUUCUAGGUUCACCCAUGUUUUUGCUAUCUCGGAAAUUAGUUAGCCUUCGUCUAAAAAUUAAAUCUUGGUGUCUUAGAAAUAAAAAAUCUUGGGGUGUUAACUGGAGGGAGAUGAAUGACAAACUUUCAACUAGUGGCACAAAUGUGGGAAAUUUACAUCAAGGGGAAGAGUACAUUGGCAAAGUUGACAAAGCAUUCUCAGAAGCUUCUAUCAAAGUACUUUUUUGGAAGCAAAGAAUGAAGGAACGAUGGAUGACUGAAGGGGAUUUACCAACCUCACUGCUUUAUUCCAGAGUCAAGGUCAGACAGAAAAAGAAUGAAAUUUUAACUCUUAAAGAUAAAAAUGGGGUAUGGGUCGAGGGUCAACAGCAAGUUCAGGGUUUAGUUGUUGAUUCCCUUAAGGAUGUUUUCAAAAGUGAUCAUGUUCUCCUGCAAAAUGAUGAUAUUGAAAUGGUUAUUAGGGAGUUAGAUUUACCUCGGCUUUCAGCUUCACAUGUUUCUAUGCUGGAACAUGCCUUUACUGAUAAGGAAAUCAAGGAUGUCAUGUUUGCUAUGAAUGAUUCGAAAUCUCCAGGUCCGGAUGGGUUUACUGUUGGGUUCUUCAAAAAACACUGGGUCACGGUAGGGUUUUCGGUGUGUGAUGCGGUUCGUAGUUUCUUGACCACAGGUUUCCUCCUUAAAGAGUGGAAUCAUUCCUUGUUGGUUAUGAUUCCAAAGCGGGAUAUUCCAGAGGAUACUGGGCAUCUAAGACCGAUAAGCCUUUGUAAUACGGUGUAUAAGUGUGCUUCAAAAUGUUUAGUUGCAAGGUUGAAAUUGGUUCUGCCAAGCAUCAUUUCUCCUUCUCAGCAUGCUUUUAUUUCUGGUAGAUUUAUGACGGACAACAUUAUUCUGAGUCAUGAGGUUAUCGAAAAAAUUAAUGGUCACCGCAGAGGUGGAAGCUACCUUGCCUCAUUAAAAAUUGAUAUGAGCAAGGCCUAUGAUAGGGUGUAUUGGGAUUUUCUUCUUCGUAUCCUUAGAGCGUAUGGUUUUCCGCAGCAUUGGAUCAACCUGAUCUACCAGUGUAUUUCAACAGUUUCUUACAAAGUCUUAAUCAAUGGUCAUACGUCAGAGCAGUUCAAGCCUAAGUGCGGAAUUCGUCAAGGUGAUCCCUUAUCACCCUUUUUGUUUCUCUUCUGCAUGGACAUCUUGUCUCGUAUGCUUCAAUUAGGGAAUGAUUUAAAGCAAUUUAAAGGUAUCAGCCUUACUAGGGGAACUCCACAAAUGACUCAUCUUUUCUUUGCGGAUGACGCCCUAUUGUUCUUCUUGGCUACUAAGGAUAGUUGUUCAGCAGUUUCCAAAAUUCUCCAUCGUUUUUGCAGGAUUUCGGGGCAACAGCUUAAUUUACAGAAAUCCUUUUUCAAAGUUAGUCCCAAUACCCCGUCAGCUGAACGACAACAAUUUAAAGAUAUUCUGAGAAUGGAUCUGGUCCAAAGUUUUGGUACACAUCUUGGGGUUCCAAUAGACCUAACGGGGAAAAAACAUUCUAAUUUCCAAUUUUUAGUGGACAAGGUUGCGGGGAAAAUCUCAGCUUGGAAUUCUUGUCCCCUGUCUCAAUGCCAAAAAUUAAUCUUGAUUAAUUCUGUUCUUAUAGCCAUGGCCUCUCAUGUUUUUAGCUGUAUGGAGGUUCCUGCGUCCAUUUCUUCGAAAUUGGAUUCAAUUAUUACAAGAUUUUUCUGGGCAGGUAAAGCAGGUAAAGGUAUGCAUUGGGUUAACAGAGGUAUUCUGCAUUUACCUAGGGGGCUUGGGGGCUUAGGAAUUCGGAGUACGUCAUGCUUAAACAAAGCUUUACUUAUGAAAUUAGUUUGGAGGUUAAAUAGUAAACCCAAUUCCAUGUUGGCCGAAUUUGUUGGAAAAAAGUUUAAAAAUCCACUAAGGACUGGAGUUCAGGCUUCUCUGGUAGGGCAUAGGUUUUCUUGGGGUAUGCGAGGAAUAGGAAGAUCUAUCAACCUCAUUCUCCGAGGAUGCAACUGGAAAGUUGGUAAUGGGAGAACAAUUGUGGCAGGUAGAGAUAGAUGGUUGGAUGGUGAUACGCCUGUUUUUAGCUCUACGGUAACUUUGAGGCACGCUAAAGAUUGGAAGGUUCAUCAUUUCAUCCUUCCGUCGGGUACAGAGUGGAAUCAUGGGGAGAUUAGGUCCUGUUUUGAAUUCUCAGAUGCUAGAAGAAUAGUGGCUAUGGAACUUCCUUUUAAUGGGGCUGAGGAUUUCCUUUUUUGGAAGUAUCAUAAAUCUGGUGUUUUGACAGUUAAAACCGCCUACGCCAUGCUUGCAGCAGAAGAUGCUAAUGAUCGGUGCAUUGAUUCAGGAAAUGAAUUUUUCAAAACUUUAUGGUCUAUGAACAUUCUUCCUAAAUGGAAAUUGUUCCUAUGGAGACUUCUUCAUAACGGCAUCGCUACUAAGGUUAAUCUCGGGCGAAGAGGAAUUCACCUCUCUAUGAUUUGUGAUCUUUGUGAUGCAGGGGAUGAAGAUAUUCAACAUCUUUUUCGUUUUUGUGACAUUGCUCAGCGAGUUUGGAGGAAUGGAGCUUUAGGCAUCCAUUCAGAAAUCAAUGAAACCAUGUCCUUCAAAGAAUGGUUUCUUUUUUAUAUCCGACUAUUCCAACGUCUGGAUGGUAAGAAUAGCCCAAGAUGUAUUUACUUUAUUAGUACUCUUUGGGGUUUGUGGCUUGCUAGGAACAAUCGCAUUUUUAGAAGUGAAGCUACUUCUACUUCCGUUGUUCUUGCUUUCAUUAAGAUUGGCUUGGAUCAGCAUGAUAUCUUGCAACAUCAGCAUAUGCCUUUCCUAAGAUUUCUGCACCCACCAGAGGUUUGUUCUGUGUUCCCGCCAGGUUUCUUUAGGGUCAUUUUAUCUGGUUUUGAAGAUCAAGGACCUAUUACCACAAUUGUGAUUGAUGGCUCAUGGCACAAGAGUACUAGGAAUGCAGGUAUGGGUUGGUUCCUUGAGGGUCAACAUCUUCCGAGUAAUAGAAUUUUAGGAGGGGCCCAAGCGGGUGCUGCGGAUUCUGCUUUUCAUACCGAGGUUAUGGCUUGUCUUCUUAGUUUACGUUGGGCGUCUCAGGCGGGUUUCGGUAGAGUUACAAUUUUGUCAGAUUCUCAACGACUGGUCCAACUGCUUAGAUCGGAUUUUGAGACAGACAUUCAACUCAUCUGGACCUUUGCUGAAAUAAGGAGGAUCGGUAAAACCUUUAAUUGGUAUUGCAUCAAUAAGGUAGAUCGAGACCGUGUUCAACAUGCUCAUGACCUGGCAACAGCGGCUUCUACUUCUCUUUUCUUUUAUGCUGAAACUAGAGGCUUGUAUACUAUCUCCACAAAGCGCUACAUUGAUGCAGAAACUAUAGUCAAUGCUGCUUUGGAGCAGACUGAGAAGUGGGAACAUGCUAAAUUACUCAGAACCAGAGCAAAACUCAAAAUUGCUCAAGGCAAAACUAAGAUUGCUACAGACGUGCCUAAUGAAAUGAUAACACAUUGCAAUUAUGUCGACAGAAGAAGCGAGAUAAAAGCUUGGAGGUGGAGACAUGGCAUAACCUGGCAGAGGGAAUUUGGGGAACAAAUAAUUGAACAAUGUCUCUUUAAUGAAGGAGCAAGUUUAAUGGAGGAAGAAGGAAGGAAGAAAUGA
Molecule: messenger RNA, 4326 nt
Organism: Spinacia oleracea (spinach)
Lineage: Eukaryota; Viridiplantae; Streptophyta; Magnoliopsida; Caryophyllales; Amaranthaceae
Exons: 3
Coding region: 1-4326 (1441 amino acids)
Molecular function (GO): nucleic acid binding; RNA-DNA hybrid ribonuclease activity
Source: RefSeq, a predicted model, not a curated record